AUGGCGGGUCACAACAUGGCCGCGCCUGGCUUCAGCCAGUCGUAUGAUCCAUUUGCUGAACUGUCCAGACAUGAUGAUGAUGCGGACGCGUUGGAUUUCGAAGAUACCUACGAUGGUCUGGGCGACCAGCUUGAUGAGACGGACGACGCCUUCAACGACGAUACCUUCGGUGGUGAAGCUAUCAGCAGCUCCAAUGCGCCGGUCGGCAGGGAUUUCGAUUUUUUCGGCUCUACUGCCAAAGUCGCCAACGCCAUGGAGGAGGAAUACGUCCGCUUCAACCGUCAACCCCCUGCUCCCAGAGCGGCUGCGACUGCCGCUAGCACCAGCACCAAUUAUGGUCUUCCCGGAUACAAUCAGGCGUCCUACCCUCCGAGACCCGCUCGAACUGGCUAUGAGAAGUAUAAAGAUCCAGAGCCGACUGCUGAUCUUCAGGUCGAUGCGUCCAUUUGGGGCACUGCACCGAAGAAGGCGGCGACACCAGCUGCCGCGAACCCGAGUCAAUAUGCUCCGCCGCCCGCUGGUCGAAAGAUGAUGAGCCUAGAGGAAGUUGAGGCAGCCAUGCACGCAGCCAAGCCUGCUGUGAUGCCGCAACCUCAAGUGCAAGCCCAACAUCCGCCCCACUUCGCUUCGCCGCAGCCUCAAGUUCAGUUUCAAUCUCAGCCCCCGCCGCAGUUUGGUCGUCAAGAUUCGGUCGACUACAGAUACCAGCAGCCUGAGGGCCAGUCGCAGGUAUUCCAGUCGCACGAUGUCCGGCAUACUGCGCAAGCACAGGGUGGUCCGCAUGGUCAUCCGAUUACCAUCUUGCAGCGCCCCUCGUCCAAACCUGUACCGGCUGGACCGAGCAUGUCUAGCUCGCUUCCGCAGCAGCAGCAGCAUCUCCAGCAACCUUCGAUGUCAGGUCCGACUCAGAUCCUGCAGAACCCUAGUCGCAUGUCGGGCGAUGCCGCGCGGAUGGGCUACCCUGCGCAGCCGACGCACCCCAUGCACCAGAUGCAUCGCUCCCAGAAUUCCUUCUCCCGCCAGCCACAGGCUGUCAGUCAUCCAGCUCAGCUGCCUGCCAUGUCGGAUCAGGACAAGGCCACAUAUCUGGAGGCUGAGGCACGGCGCGCAAAACGGAAUCACAAGAUCUAUAUUCUUAGCAAGGAUAAUGGCUUGAUGACGCCGCAUGACAAGAGCUUCAUCACCAGGAUCCAGCUACAGCAGCUUGUCUCGGCCACGGGAGACCCGAACGAAUACGGCACUGAUGCGGCGUUGGCUGAGGACUUCUACUAUCAGGUCCAUAGCUCUUUGGCUGCUCAGCGACCCAACCCGAGCCAACCCCUGAACAACUUUGCUCAAACGUAUCUCUUCCAGACCGGCAAUCGACAUGGUGGCAUGAGACGCCACAACCGCGGGCCUGAGAACCACAUGCAGCGUAUGGAGCAACAGGUGCAGCGUGCUGUCGAGGCCGCCAAGAACAAGCCCAAGAACAAACAGCUUGUGAUUGAAGGCAGUCUCGGAAAGAUUUCUUUCAGUAACGCGAAGACGCCGAAGCCUCUGUUGAAUAUCAAGCGAACUGAAAGCGGUACCGAGGUCAACCGGCCUGCAAGUACUCAUCAUCGCACCCCGGCGGCCACUGGUGUCACAGAUCGUAAGGUGACUUUGCGCGCUAUCGAGUCUGUCUACAUGAUUCUCAUGAAAAUGGAGGAUCAUGAGCGGACCAUGCCACCUCUGGCCAAUGGCGACACCGAUCAGGAAUCCGUGGAACGACAAUCUGAGUGGCAACUUGUCGCAGAGAAGCUGAAUAAUCAGCUGUGGGAUGCCCUGAAGGUCCACGAGCCGAUUGGUGCUAACGCCGUCCAUCCGUUCAUCGCCUUCAUAUCUUACCCUAAGGGCAAGAAGGUCAUUCCUCGAGUGUUCAGACAGCUCAGUCACGAGCAGCGAACUACCAUCUUGACAUUGAUCGUCGUCCACCUGGACCAACUCGAUGUUGUUCAGGGAGCUCAAGUUCAGUCGGGUGAACCCAUCAAUCUGAGCGCUGCCAUGCGUGAGAGCAUCGAGGCCUUCUCCAUGGCUGUCAUGCCGUGUCUUUUCAACCUUCUUAAUGACACUGAACUCCACAUCGUUACUGCCGUACUUGGGAUCAUCAUUCAGAAGCUGAGCAUUGACACCAUCGCUCGUACGCGUAUUGGCAUAUCUAUGUUAACUAUGAUUCUCAGUCGUGCCGAAAUCAUCAAGGAGGCCGGGUUGGCCAAUGAGCAAGCUUGGCAACAAUGGGUUGUUCAAUUCAACGACUUCUUCAACCAUCUGGAACCCACUCUUCCCAAUAUUUUCCCCGGCAGUGUCACAUCCGGAGAGGAUGUCUACGUCUGGCAGUUCCUCGCCGCCAUUGGCAUUGGAGCCAGUCCUGACGAACAGCAACGACUGGUUCUUGCCGUCAAGGACCGAGUAAUGGACACUGUUGCUCUGUCGAAGACGCUUCCUGCCGAUAUGGCCAAGCAGCGUCUGGACAAUGUCAACUUGUUCAUGCGAUCCAUUGGCCUCGACGUGGAGCUCUUGCAGUGA
Messenger RNA from Pseudomassariella vexata, 2544 nucleotides. RefSeq names its product topoisomerase II-associated protein PAT1. Gene Ontology annotation, biological process: P-body assembly; deadenylation-dependent decapping of nuclear-transcribed mRNA. The transcript has 2 exons. The record is from RefSeq and is a predicted model, not a curated record. Lineage: Eukaryota; Fungi; Ascomycota; Sordariomycetes; Amphisphaeriales; Pseudomassariaceae. Gene Ontology annotation, molecular function: RNA binding. Gene Ontology annotation, cellular component: P-body. Bases 1 to 2544 code for a protein of 847 amino acids.